Molecule: messenger RNA, 1483 nt
Organism: Equus quagga
Lineage: Eukaryota; Metazoa; Chordata; Mammalia; Perissodactyla; Equidae
Product: class I histocompatibility antigen, Gogo-B*0101 alpha chain-like
Exons: 8
Coding region: 89-1279 (396 amino acids)
Biological process (GO): positive regulation of T cell mediated cytotoxicity; immune response; antigen processing and presentation of endogenous peptide antigen via MHC class I via ER pathway, TAP-independent
Cellular component (GO): external side of plasma membrane
Molecular function (GO): peptide antigen binding; signaling receptor binding
Source: RefSeq, a predicted model, not a curated record
UCUACAGAAGCCAAUCAGCGUCUCUGCGUUUCCCGGUUAUAAAGUCUGCUCGGAUCAGCCAGGACUCAGGUUCUCCCAGACCCCGAGGAUGACGGUCACGGCAACUCGAGCCCUCCUGCUGCUCCUGUCAGGGGCUCUGGCCCUGACGGAGACCUGGGCGGGCUCCCACUCCAUGAGUUAUUUCUACACCGCCGUGUCCCGGCCCGGCCGCGGGGAGCCCCGCUUCAUCGCCGUCGGCUACGUGGACGACACGCAGUUCGUGCGGUUCGACAGCGACGCCGCGAGUCCGAGGAUGGAGCCGCGGGCGCCGUGGGUGGAGCAGGAGGGGCCGGAGUAUUGGGAGCGGGAGACGCGGACCGCCAAGGACAACGCACAGACUUUCCGAGUGAACCUGAACAUCCUGCGCGGCUACUACAACCAGAGCGAGGCCGGGUCUCACACCCUCCAGGACAUGUAUGGCUGCGACGUGGGGCCGGACGGGCGCCUCCUCCGCGGGUACAGUCAGUACGCCUACGACGGCGCCGAUUACAUCGCCCUGAACGAGGACCUGCGCUCCUGGACCGCGGCGGACACGGCGGCUCGGAUCACCGGGCGCAAGUGGGAGGCGGCCGGAGUGGCGGAGGACUUCAGGAACUACCUGGAGGGCACGUGCGUGGAGUGGCUCCUCAGAUACCUGGAGAACGGGAAGGAGACGCUGCAGCGCGCAGACCCGCCAAAGGCACAUGUGACCCACCAUCCCAUCUCUGACCAUGAGGUCACCCUGAGGUGCUGGGCCCUGGGCUUCUACCCUGCGGAGAUCACUCUGACCUGGCAGCGUGAUGGGGAGGACCUGACCCAGGACACGGAGCUUGUGGAGACCAGGCCUGCAGGGGACGGGACCUUCCAGAAGUGGGCAGCUGUGGUGGUGCCUUCUGGAGAGGAACAGAGAUACACGUGCCAUGUGCAGCACGAGGGGCUGCCUGAGCCCGUGACCCUGAGAUGGGGUAAGGAGGGAGGCUACACCAUCCUCACUGUGGGCAUCAUUGCUGGCCUGGGUCUCUUCAUGGUCACUGUAACUGUGGUGCUUGGAGCCGUGAUCUGGAGGAAGAAGCGCUCAGGUGGAAAAGGAGGGAGCUACGCUCAGGCUUCAAGCAGUGACAGUGUCCCGAACUCUGAUGUGUCUUACGGCAGCAUGAGACAGCUGCCUUGUGGGGGACUGAGUGAUACAAGAUUUCUGCCCGUCCCACCCCCCAUUAUGACUUCAGGAAUCUUUGACCUCUUUUCUGCAAAUGGCAUCUGAAUGUGUCUGCGUUCCUAUUAGCAUAAUGUGAAGUGGUGGGGAGACUGGUCUCCCACCAACCCCUCCCCACACUGCCCUGCGUUCUCUUGCCUGAUCGACUUUCCUGUUCCCGCAGAGGUGGGGCUGGGCCGUCUCCAUCCCUGUCAUAACUUCAUUGUGCUGAGCUGUAACUUCUUACUUCCUUAUUAAAAAUAAGCAUCUGGA